AUGGCCACUACUAAGGCGGACUAUCUUGUUAUCGGUGCUGGCCCGGCCGGUCUCGCAGCUGCCGGAUUCAUUGCAAAGGCGUCGUCCCCAACAGCGCCGUCGACGCCCAGCUCCAGCAGUGUGUCGUUGCACAAGGUCCUGCGCUGCCCGUCUCCGCAGCGGCGCCGCCAGGCGGAGGCACGCUCUGGGCAGAUCCUCGACACAUUUUACUGCCGGGCAUUGCACAGCGACCCGAGCAGCUGUUCGCCGUUAUGGCCAGACACCGUCGGACGGCACUCGUUCCGGCAGGUGUUGGGAGAACCCGAGAUCAGUGCCCGGCUUGGUGCAGAGUUUCUGGCCCGCACACUCCUCAGAGACGUGACGGACCAAGACCUGGAGCAGUUGCUGCAAGCCGACCGAAGCGGCCGCUGA
Symbiodinium natans is the source of this 411-nucleotide messenger RNA. The record is from the annotation of a GenBank genome assembly. NCBI's taxonomy places the organism in Eukaryota, Dinophyceae, Suessiales, Symbiodiniaceae.